Molecule: messenger RNA, 1200 nt
Organism: Metarhizium acridum CQMa 102
Lineage: Eukaryota; Fungi; Ascomycota; Sordariomycetes; Hypocreales; Clavicipitaceae
Molecular function (GO): protein binding
Source: RefSeq, a predicted model, not a curated record
AUGGGACAGUCCUUUAGACUUCUGGCGCCUCAUGCCAGACUGAGCGAGGAAUUUGGAGGGAAGCUCGGAGAGAUGAUUUACGACGGCACUGCCGAGAGACUGGUUGAGCUACUCGCCGUCCCCGUUCGGCCCAAGUUUGCCGUGAACCCAGACCGAAUUGCUUCCCAGACUGCGUCGCAGAGCAGCCGUUCACCUGAACAAAAUGAGUGCAGUGAGCUUCAGGUGACCGUAGCAGUCAAGCGGAAAGCGAAUGCCGAAAUGUCAAAGAGCCCUCCACCACUUCGGAAGAAGAUCAAGACAACAUCUGGAAGCCACGGACCGAAUUCUCAAUCAGCCACAUUUUCUAGCCUCCCUACCGAAAUCCAUCAACUUAUAUUCUCUCAUAUCGAGAAAUUUGUAGAUGUGCUCAGACUCGGAUUGGUGAAUCGGCACCUCUGCGAUAUCGCUCGGGAACAGCUGCUGUCCGGUUUUUGUUCGCAUUUUGCACCAUGGGCCGGUCAAAAGAUUGUCUAUGUGGGAUGUAAUACCAAACCAAAUGACUACCCGCCCGGACUAUUCUCGGACGCAGAAAUAGAAGCCCUCAGCAAAGAGGAAAUCGAGGUCUAUGACGAGUACGAGCAAGACUAUAUUACCAUGACACCAUCCAAUCUCUUUGACUUCACGACACCUGGUGUUUCCGCGAUGCAAGGAAGGAUCGACAUAGAACUCAAAACAAUCCAGUAUCGAUUGUUAUCCUACAAGUUAAAAGCUUCCGAGAAUGCUGCACUGACAUAUUUGGGCGUGCCCGCAUAUAUCCAGUGCGACCACUUUUUGCCCCGAGACCAACCGUGGGUUCUCCGAAACCUCACCACAAAGCAGUUUGUACGUGCAGAGGCCAUUGCCCUAAAGCCGGAAUUUAUUCACGGCCCCGAAAUUAAGUUUUUCGGCUUUGGCCACGUCGUCCUGUUACGCAUCUGCUGGUCGUCUAGCCCUGUCAGUGGCGUGGAUCCGGAGAAUAUCGUCAGAGGAAUAUGGGCAGGGCACUGUUUCGAUAUCACUCUACUGGCCAAACACCAGGAGGAGACCGGCGCCGGAGAAGGUUGGACCGAUAUAAGCGAUGAAGUUGCAAAGGAGAUUGCUACUUUCUGUGAAACCAAUGAGGGCCCCGACUGGCGUUCGUAUCUUUGUGAAAAUGCAACACGAUCCAGCGACUGGUGGUAA